Messenger RNA from Physcomitrium patens, 1477 nucleotides. RefSeq lists its product as uncharacterized. Lineage: Eukaryota; Viridiplantae; Streptophyta; Bryopsida; Funariales; Funariaceae. The record is from RefSeq and is a predicted model, not a curated record.
UUCGCUGCUUCAAUUCUCGCUUUGAAUCUUCGCUUCUUGACUGCUUCCUCCUCUACUCUUCACCUCUUGCUUCGUUCCGCUCCGCACUUCCCCUUCCCUCCCCCCUCCAAAUUUGUUAAAAUUCGUUUUCAACUGAGAUAUUCAGUCUGUUGGAAAGACCUGUCUACUUGUUUGAAAGGUCGCUUUGAAUCGGCUCAGUGACGAGCAUAGUUGGUUGUUUGCGCGGGAGGUGAUAUUAGAGGAGUUCAUUGUUGUACAGUGUUACUGCUAUUGUGUGUUGCCUAGAGCUGAGGCGAGAGGUUUUGGUGAGGCGUUCUUCUUUUUUGGUUAAGUGAAUUGCGUGCGCGUGGGAAGAUGAACGCCUCGAAUCUAUUGAAGGCCGUGUUGCGGCCUCGAGCCUUGUCUGCUGCUUCAAGGCAGCGAUCUGUGAGUGAAGGGACUAGGGAGCGACGUUCUUUGUCGCCUGACAAUCGGCUGCCUUCUUCUACUCUUGUGUCUAAGAAGUCGCCAGCUUCUGCCCCCGUCGUGAAGAAGACGACGUGUAUGUGUUCCCCGACCAAUCAUCCCGGCUCGUUUCGUUGCCGAUAUCACAGGGAGAUGGCUGCCAAAUCCGCGGCUGCAGCGGCGUCGAUACCGAGAGGACGAAGCCCAUCCCCGGCAUCUCCUUCCUUCAAGCGAAGUCAGAGCGAAAUGCUGAAUAGUGUCGUCUUUAGUGAAGUUAAUCGCACUCUCCCCGGGUGUGCUUCUCGGACGUCCAGGAGUCCCACGGGAAGGACGAGCAGGCUUCAGAAGAUGACAAUGAGCACCGGUUUUGAAGAAGAAGAUGAGAUUAUGUGCUUGAUAGCCAAUGAUGUACUACGGAGUCCCAAAGCAUCCCCAAGUAUCCGAGGCUUGCCAUCUUCAGAUGGGACACGUUCUUCGGCUUUUUCAUUUAAGGCAGCCGCCGAAAUAGAGAUUCCAACAAUGUUCUGCCAAAGCACAUCUACGGUUGCUACAGAUAUCUUCAGUCGCAGCAUGAGUAGAAUGUACUUGUGACAUGAAUUUUGGGUCUGCAGAUUUAAUCAUGAUAGCGUUACUGGGUAUUCUUAGACUGUGUAAAGUACUGGUGCACUGUACCACUUCUCGAAUCGACUCUGUACAUACAUCGUCUGGGAACUGGGAUAUGAGGAGCAUUUGGGAUCGCCUUAUUAGGAACCAAUGAAAAUAUUUGUAUACUGCGGGUAAAACUCCCCAACUUCAAAAGUAGAUAGAAUCUUUGGGAAGACUCAAAAGUCUUUCUCACGCAUCUCUUGAGUAAAGUAUAUGGAUCUUGCGCUCCGUGGAGGAGUCGGUACAUAUCUAGCAGGCUGGGGAUUGAAUAGUUUCUCUAUGAGCCAUUUAUAAUCUGUUGAAGGAGAUUAGGGAGCCUAGUUUUCUUGUGGACGAAGCAACGGAGAAUUAUUACAUGCUUGAGCAUCAUUCAUGCUCUUCGACACUC